This is a messenger RNA of Castor canadensis (American beaver), 5180 nucleotides long. The record is from RefSeq and is a predicted model, not a curated record. NCBI's taxonomy places the organism in Eukaryota, Metazoa, Chordata, Mammalia, Rodentia, Castoridae.
AUGUUACAAAUGGUUAUGUCUGAGAGGAUUGUCCCUGAGACUCUUUUUGAUCAGAACAAUGCUGCAAAAAAAGAAGAGUCAGAGACAGCAAAUAAAAAUGAUUCUUCAAAGAAGUUGUCUGUUGAGAGAGUAUACCAGAAGAAGACACAACUUGAACACAUUCUCCUUCGUCCUGAUACAUAUAUUGGAUCAGUGGAGCCAUUAACACAGUUAAUGUGGGUGUAUGAUGAAGAUGUAGGAAUGAAUUGCAGAGAGGUUACCUUUGUUCCAGGUUUAUAUAAGAUCUUUGAUGAAAUUUUGGUUAAUGCUGCUGACAAUAAGCAGAGGGAUAAGAACAUGACCUGUAUUAAGGUUUCUAUUGAUCCUGAAUCUAACAUCAUAAGCAUUUGGAAUAAUGGAAAGGGCAUUCCAGUGGUAGAACACAAAGUAGAGAAAGUUUAUGUUCCUGCUUUAAUUUUUGGACAGCUCUUAACAUCCAGUAACUAUGAUGAUGAUGAGAAAAAAGUUACAGGUGGCCGCAAUGGUUAUGGUGCAAAACUUUGUAAUAUUUUUAGUACAAAGUUUACAGUUGAAACAGCUUGCAAAGAAUACAAACAUAGUUUUAAGCAGACAUGGAUGAAUAAUAUGAUGAAGACUUCUGAAGCCAAAAUUAAACAUUUUGAUGGUGAAGAUUAUACAUGCAUAACAUUCCAACCAGAUCUGGCUAAAUUUAAGAUGGAAAAACUUGACAAAGAUAUUGUGGCCCUCAUGACUAGAAGAGCAUAUGAUUUGGCUGGUUCAUGUAAAGGAGUCAAGGUCAUGUUUAAUGGAAAGAAACUGCCUGUAAAUGGAUUUCGCAGUUACGUAGACCUUUAUGUGAAGGACAAAUUGGAUGAAACUGGGGUGGCCCUGAAAGUUAUUCAUGAACUUGCAAAUGAAAGGUGGGAUGUUUGUCUCACAUUGAGUGAAAAAGGAUUCCAGCAAAUCAGCUUUGUAAAUAGUAUUGCAACUACAAAAGGCGGACGGCAUGUAGAUUAUGUAGUAGAUCAAGUCGUUGGUAAACUGAUUGAAGUAGUGAAGAAAAAGAACAAAGCUGGUGUAUCAGUGAAACCAUUUCAAGUAAAAAACCACAUAUGGGUUUUUAUUAAUUGUCUUAUUGAAAAUCCAACUUUUGAUUCUCAGACUAAGGAAAACAUGACUCUGCAGCCCAAAAGUUUUGGGUCCAAAUGCCAACUGUCAGAAAAAUUUUUUAAAGCAGCUUCUAAUUGUGGCAUUGUAGAAAGUAUCCUGAAUUGGGUGAAAUUUAAAGCUCAGACUCAGCUGAAUAAGAAGUGUUCAUCAGUAAAAUACAGUAAAAUUAAAGGUAUUCCCAAAUUGGAUGAUGCUAAUGAUGCUGGUGGCAAACAUUCUCUGGAGUGUACACUGAUAUUAACAGAGGGAGACUCUGCCAAAUCGCUGGCUGUGUCUGGAUUAGGUGUGAUUGGGAGAGAUAGAUAUGGAGUCUUUCCACUCAGGGGCAAAAUUCUUAAUGUACGAGAAGCUUCUCAUAAACAGAUCAUGGAAAAUGCAGAAAUAAACAAUAUUAUUAAAAUAGUUGGUCUACAAUACAAGAAAAGUUAUGAUGAUGCAGAAUCUCUGAAAACCUUACGUUAUGGAAAGAUUAUGAUUAUGACUGAUCAGGAUCAAGAUGGUUCUCACAUAAAAGGUUUGCUUAUUAAUUUCAUCCAUCACAAUUGGCCAUCACUUUUGAAGCAUGGUUUUCUUGAAGAGUUCAUUACUCCUAUUGUAAAGGCAAGCAAAAAUAAGCAAGAACUUUCCUUCUACAGUAUUCCUGAAUUUGACGAGUGGAAAAAACAUAUAGAAAACCAGAAAGCCUGGAAAAUAAAAUACUACAAAGGAUUGGGUACCAGUACAGCUAAAGAAGCAAAGGAAUAUUUUGCUGAUAUGGAAAGGCAUCGCAUUUUGUUUAGAUAUGCUGGUCCUGAAGAUGAUGCUGCCAUUACUUUGGCAUUCAGUAAGAAGAAAAUUGAUGACAGAAAAGAAUGGCUAACAAAUUUUAUGGAAGAUCGGAGACAGCGUAGGUUACACGGCUUGCCAGAGCAAUUUUUAUAUGGUACGGCAACAAAGCAUUUGACUUAUAAUGAUUUUAUCAACAAGGAAUUGAUUCUUUUCUCAAACUCAGACAAUGAAAGAUCUAUACCAUCUCUUGUUGAUGGCUUUAAACCAGGCCAACGAAAAGUUUUGUUUACCUGUUUCAAGAGGAAUGAUAAACGUGAAGUAAAAGUCGCUCAGUUGGCUGGAUCUGUUGCUGAAAUGUCUGCUUAUCACCAUGGAGAACAAGCAUUGAUGAUGACUAUUGUGAAUUUGGCUCAGAACUUUGUGGGCAGUAACAACAUUAACUUGCUUCAGCCCAUUGGUCAGUUUGGAACUCGGCUUCAUGGUGGCAAAGAUGCUGCAAGCCCUCGUUAUAUUUUCACAAUGUUAAGCUCUUUAGCAAGACUCCUUUUUCCUGCUGUGGAUGAUAACUUGCUUAAGUUCCUUUAUGAUGAUAAUCAGCGUGUAGAGCCUGAGUGGUACAUUCCCAUAAUUCCUAUGGUUUUAAUAAAUGGUGCUGAGGGCAUUGGCACAGGAUGGGCUUGUAAACUACCCAACUAUGAUGCGAGGGAAAUUGUGAACAAUGUCAGACGGAUGCUAGAAGGAUUGGAUCCUCAUCCCAUGCUUCCAAAUUACAAAAAUUUUAAAGGCACAAUCCAAGAACUUGGUCAAAACCAAUAUGCAGUCAGUGGUGAAAUAUUUGUGGUGGAUAGAAACACAGUAGAAAUUACAGAGCUUCCGGUUAGAACCUGGACACAGGUAUACAAGGAACAGGUUUUAGAACCUAUGCUAAAUGGAACAGAUAAAACACCAGCAUUAAUUUCUGAUUAUAAAGAAUAUCAUACUGAUACAACUGUGAAAUUUGUGGUGAAAAUGACAGAAGAGAAGCUUGCACAAGCAGAAGCUGCUGGACUACAUAAAGUUUUUAAACUUCAGACUACUCUUACUUGCAAUUCCAUGGUAACUUACUAGUUUUACUAUUAACUUAAUCUUUCUUGCAUGACAUAUUUUGGAUUAACCUAUUUUAAGACCAAGGAAUUCUUUGAUUUACGGUUAAGUUACUAUGGUUUACGGAAGGAGUGGCUUGUAGGAAUGUUGGGAGCAGAAUCUACAAAACUUAACAAUCAAGCCCGUUUCAUUUUAGAGAAGAUACAAGGGAAAAUUACUAUAGAGAAUAGGUCAAAGAAAGAUUUGAUUCAAAUGUUAGUCCAGAGAGGUUAUGAAUCUGACCCAGUGAAAGCCUGGAAAGAAGCACAAGAAAAGGCAGCAGAAGAGGAAGAAACACAAAACCAGCAUGAUGAUAGUUCCUCUGAUUCAGGAACUCCUUCAGGCCCUGAUUUUAAUUAUAUUUUAAAUAUGUCUCUAUGGUCUCUUACUAAAGAAAAAGUUGAAGAACUCAUUAAACAGAGAGAUACAAAAGGGCGAGAGGUCAAUGAUCUUAAAAGAAAAUCUCCUUCAGAUCUUUGGAAAGAAGAUUUAGCAGCAUUUGUCGAAGAGUUGGAUAAAGUGGAAGCACAAGAACGAGAAGAUAUUCUGGCGGGAAUGUCUGGAAAAGCAAUUAAAGGUAAAGUUGGCAAACCUAAGGUGAAGAAGCUGCAACUGGAGGAGACAAUGCCUUCACCGUAUGGGAGAAGGAUAGUUCCUGAAAUCACUGCUAUGAAGGCAGAUGCCAGCAAGAAGUUGCUGAAAAAGAAAAAGGGUGAUCUGGAUACUACCGCAGUGAAAGUGGAAUUUGAUGAGGAAUUUAGUGGAACACCAGUAGAAGGUGUAGAAGAGGCAUUAACCACAUCAGCCCCUGCAAAUAAAGGUCCCAAACCCAAAAGGGAGAAAAAAGAGCCUGGUACCAGAGUUAGAAAAACACCUACAUCAUCUGGUAAACCUAGCACAAAGAAAGUGAAGAAACGGAAUCCUUGGUCAGAUGAUGAGUCUAAGUCAGAAAGUGACUUGGAAGAAACAGAACCUGUGGUUAUUCCAAGAGAUUCUUUGCUUAGGAGAGCAGCUGCUGAGAGACCUAAGUACACAUUUGAUUUCUCAGAGGAAGAGGAUGAUGAUGCUGAUGAUGAUGACGACAAUGAUUUAGAGGAACUGAAAGUUAAGGCAUCUCCCAUAACAAAUGAUGGGGAGGAUGAAUUUAUUCCUUCAGAUGGCUUAGAAAAAGAUGAAUAUACAUUUUCUCCAGGCAAAUCAAAAGCUACUCCAGAAAAAUCUUCACAUGACAAAAAGGGACAGGAUUUUGGGAAUCUCUUUUCAUUUCCUUCAUACUCUCAGAAGUCAGAAGAUGAUUCAGCUAAAUUUGACAGUAAUGAAGAAGACACUGCUUCUGUUUUUUCACCAUCAUUUGGUCUGAAGCAAACAGAUAAAGUUCCAAGUAAAACAGCAGCUGCUAAAAAGGGAAAACCACCUACAAGCCUGGAAGCUUCUAAACCCAAAAGAGCCUCCAAACAGAAGAAAGUAGUAGAGACUGUAAACUCUGACUCAGAUUCAGAAUUUGGCAUUCCAAAGAAGACUACAGCACCAAAAGGUAAAGGCCGAGGGGCAAAGAAAAGGAAAGCAUCUGGCUCUGAAAAUGAAGGGGAUUAUAACCCUGGCAGGAAAACAUCUAAACCAACAAGCAAGAAGCCGAAGAAGACAUCUUUUGAUCAAGAUUCAGAUGUAGAUAUCUUCCCCUCGGACUUCACUUCUGAACCACCUUCUCUGCCAAGGACCGGCCGGGCUAGGAAAGAAGUAAAAUAUUUUGCAGAGUCUGAUGAAGAAGAAGAUGUUGAUUUUGCAAUGUUUAAUUAAGUGCCCAAAGAGCACAAACAUUUUUCAACAAAUAAUUUGUGUUGUCCUUUUGUCUUUUCUGUCUCAGACUUUUGUACAUCUGGCUUAUUUUAAUGUGAUGAUGUAAUUGAUGGUUUUUUAUUAUUGUGGUAGGCCUUUUAACAUUUUGUUCUUACACAUACAGUUUUAUGCUCUUUUUUACUCAUUGAAACGUCAUGUAUUGUCUGAUUGGCUUGUAGAAUUGUUAUAGACUGCCGUGCAUUAGCACAGAUUUUAAUUGUCUUGGUUGCAGACUACAGACCUGCUUUUUGAAAUGAAAUUUAAACAUUAAAAAUGGAACUGUG